Molecule: messenger RNA, 815 nt
Organism: Toxoplasma gondii ME49
Lineage: Eukaryota; Apicomplexa; Conoidasida; Eucoccidiorida; Sarcocystidae
Exons: 8
Coding region: 65-682 (205 amino acids)
Source: RefSeq, a predicted model, not a curated record
GAAAAAAGGCUGACUAGAUGACUGCUUCUGUCCAUCAUCUAUAUCUCUACUGCUUUUAGUCAAAAUGCGUAUCAAUUCAGGCUCUGCGGUAUUGUUUGCAGUCGGCUAUGCUGGGUGGGUGUUCCUUUGCAACGGAGAGGUUGUCGUGCCAGCAGCCAUGGCACAGAGUGCUGCCGGAAUACAAGGCACUCAAUCGCCACCGGUUCAAGAGGGCGACCAAGAGACAGACGAACUGCCGAAAGUUGAUGUUGAAAUUGUUCCUGGAAGGAGGUGGAAAACAUCGCGAAGGGCGCUGAUAAAAAUGAAACAGCGCUUCAAGCAAUUCAUUCACGAUGAGAUUAGCAAAGUCGCACACGAAUACGACCAACAGUUGAACGCGGUUACGCAUCCCCCUGACCAAGCACGGCAUGUUAGGCGGAGCCCACUUGACGUUUAUGAACAGCUCCUUGGAACGCCUCCGGAAAUCACUCACCCGCUUUUAAAGGCCACUACACAGCAGCGAUUCCAAGCAGUUCAGGAACACGACAUGCCCACUACUGCAGCUCCACUCGACGCAAAUGUCUCUCUGGAGGGGCUUAGUAAUCUCCUUGAAUCCAACACAGUUGGGGGUGCUCUUGAUAUGCAGCAGGACGCAACAGGAAACCAGUAUCUAAAAGCCCUUGUCCAAGGGAUAGAACAAUAAGGAAAGGAUACCCAGGGUAACUCCAACCGGAACGGGACAGAGUGCCAAUCUCCGCCAAGAAACACACAGGACACUAGGUAGCAACAUCAUGGUUCGAGCUUGACAGGCGGAGCAGCCUCAGCUACUGAGGACA